UGCCUGUGACGUGGAAUGAAAGAAACGAAGAAAGCCAUACGAACACGAAGCCGAGGCAAGCACGUCAAAUAUCACUUCGCCCCUUCACUCACAUUUUCCAGGUCAGCAAUCGUUUUGGUUUGCUCAAUCAAAAGUUAAACAUUAGAAAGAAUGCCUGCUCCUGCUAGUUCAACUUCCGUCGGCAGCGGCUCACGCUCGCCCAGCAAACUUACCGCGCCACGUAGCGCCGGAGCUGGAGGUGGCAGCACGCUGAAGCAGCGCAAGACGACCACCAGCACCACAGCUGCCCGAAGCCGUGCUCCUGGUGGAGCCGGUACAGGCGGCAUGUGGCGUUUCUACACAGACGACUCCCCCGGCAUCAAAGUUGGACCCGUUCCCGUCCUGGUUAUGUCGCUGCUGUUCAUUGCUUCCGUAUUUAUGCUGCACAUCUGGGGCAAAUACAAUCGUUCUUAAGCCAUUACGUUCAUAGCAAUAAAAUACUUUCACCUCAACGAACGCGAGCAGCACUGUCGACGUCAUCAUUUCUUUCAUACCGAAACGGCAGCGCCAGCAGCAGCAGCCAAUUCGUUGACAACAACAAUCAUAAUUAUCUGCAUUCCGCUUGUUGAGGCGUUGGUGUGGAUGUGUUUUCCACAUGAAAUUAUUAUUACCUUAAGCUAAGUUUGUGCUCCUGCUGCGUCGUU
Drosophila subobscura is the source of this 683-nucleotide messenger RNA. It is a transcript of the gene Sec61beta, whose product is annotated as protein transport protein Sec61 subunit beta. Bases 151 to 453 code for a protein of 100 amino acids. Gene Ontology annotation, biological process: intracellular protein transport. The record is from RefSeq and is a predicted model, not a curated record. The transcript is spliced from 3 exons. NCBI's taxonomy places the organism in Eukaryota, Metazoa, Arthropoda, Insecta, Diptera, Drosophilidae. Gene Ontology annotation, cellular component: Sec61 translocon complex.